CCAUUCUUUAGAAUAAGGAAAACGCAAGAACUGUGCUGUCCUUUUCUCUUUAUUACUACAGACUCAGAUUAAGUCUGAGGUCGGUAACAUCAACAGUGAGGACAAACCCAGCCUGCCUCUCUCCUUCCACACUGAGUCCAAACCUACAGUCACUGGGUCCUGAUUGUGACAGUGGAGCCCAGUUUGCACUGCAGGAUCCAGAGAUGGCAUCAGUGAAGCUGGAAGACUGCAGUCAAACACUGGAGCUGAAUGUCAUCAUUAAAGAUGAAGAAGAGGAGGAGAAGAUUAGGACAACUGUUAAUCAUGGAGACCAUGUUGAGACAUUCUCUACAUCCAGAGAGCAACAGCAGGAAGAUCACAGAGCUAAGAGGUCUCACCACUGCCCACAUUGUGAGGAGAUUUUCCCAUUUCUAUCAAAGCUAAAAAUACACCUUAAAACACACACUGAAGAGAAUCUGUAUCCCUGUAAUGACUGUGGGAAGAGAUUCACGACAUCAAGGUCUCUGACAGUUCAUCAGAGAAUACACACAGGAGAGAAGCCUUACUCCUGCUCUGACUGUUGGAAGAGUUUCUCUCGACUGGGCAACUUAAAAACACAUGAACGUAUACAUACAGGAGUGAAACCUUACUCCUGCUCUGACUGUGGAAAAAGUUUCUCUCGACUGGGUGACUUAAAAACACAUGAACUUAUACAUACUGGAGUGAAGCCUUACUCCUGCUCUGACUGUGGAAAGCAUUUCUCUCGACUGGGCCACUUAAAAACACAUGCACAUAUACAUACAGGAGAGAAGCCUUACUCCUGCUCUGACUGUGGAAAGUGGUUCUCUCGACUGGGCAACUUAAAAACACAUGAACGUAUACAUACAGGAGUGAAGCCUUACUCCUGCUCUGACUGUGGAAAGAGUUUCUCUCGACUGGGCGACUUAACAACACAUGAACGUAUACAUACAGGACUGAAUUCUUACUCCUGCUCUGACUGUGGGAAGAGUUUCACUCGACUGGGCCACUUAAAAACACAUGAACGUAUACAUACAGGAGUGAAGCCUUACCUCUGCUUUGACUGUGGAAAGAGUUUCUCUCUACUGGAAAACUUAAAAAGACAUGAACGUAUACAUACAGGAGUGAAGCCUUACUCCUGCUCUGAUUGUGUAAAAUGCUUCACAACAUCAGCUGACCUAAAAGUUCAUCAGAGAACACACACAGGAGAGAAGCCUUACUCCUGCUCUGAUUGUGUAAAAUGCUUCACAACAUCAACUGACCUAAAAGUUCACCAGAGAACACACACGGGAGAGAAGCCUUACUCCUGCUUUGACUGUGGAAAGAGUUUCUCUCGACUGGCCCAGUUAAAAAGACACCAAGGUAAUCAUAAAGGAGAGAAGUAUUAUCACUGAUCUGACUGUAGAUUUUGUUUUUUAUCAACAGCUGAGAUAAAAGGGUCAUCAGAGAACACACAGAGGAGAGAAGCCUUACUUCUUCUCUUAAUGUGGCAAUGUGGAUACACACUUGAGAGAAGCCUUACAGAUUGGUGUCUUUUUAAAUGGCCCAAUGUAUGCAUAAAGGAGGGAAGUCUCAUCAGUUUUCUCAGACCAGCUAAGAUUAGUCACUCCACUUAAUUCUCAUCUUAUAAAAUAAUUGGCAACUUUGAAUUGGAUCAAAUGAAGAAAGCGUAGAACACUCUUGUAAUCCUAUUGUUUCUCACUGUGAGAACCGUGCAGAAAAAAGGGAGCAUUCUAGAAUGUUAGUCUCUUCUCUUUACUGAUCAGUGUGCACCUUGUUGAUCUUGGAUUUGCAAUUAUGGUUGAAUAUCCUCUGUGAGGCGUCUCGCAAUGGAGUCUGAUGGUUGACUGGAUGGUACUGCUUCCCUCUGCAGUUUUCUGUGGGAAUGAGCUUGUAUACACAACAUAUACUGAGUGUACAAAACAUUAAGGACACCUGCUCUUUCCAUAACAUAGACUGUUUCUGUACAGCACUUUGUGACAUCGGCUGAUGUAAAAAGGGCUGUAUAAAUACAUUUGAUAAAUUUGAUUGAUUGAAGUCCGAGAUCAACCUCCUGGUCCUCCUCUGUGGAUGCCACAUCCCCUCCCAUUGUUACGGAGUGUAUGAACACAUUUUGAACAAUGGCUUCCUAAAAUGCUGUGUUGGUUACUAACACAAUAGGAAAGGUUGUGGUAGAUGUGGACCAUCACAGGUGAGUUCACAGCUCUUCCACUCUGAACAAUGGGGCAUGGAAAGGGUAACACAAGCUUCCUUUCUGGUUCCAUUCCCCAAUAGUAAGUGGGUCAUACUUGAAUUGUGGUAGUUAUAUUGUCCCUGGACUUUGGCACCAUAGAAAACACUUAAAAAGGAAUUUAAAACCCUGAAAUACAUUUGUUUCAUUUCACAUUUAUUUAAAUAUGAAAAAUGUCCUUUAUACUGCAAAACAUUAUUCGUAUGUAUUGUAGAACAUACUGGGGACUAACUAAUUGGCAUGUAGAGGUGUAGUGACAUGUAUUGAGUAGAUACAUAAACAUUUAAAUUAUUUAGCAUGCUAUCAAUUAAACAUACAGAUUUUUUUGUAUAGAUAACCCAUAGGCUGAGCAGUAGAAUGUAGAAUAUUUAUUUUUCAUUAGCGGAUCAAUCAAGUUCCAUGCAGUUAUCCAAACACAUUCUUCAUCAUCAAGGAUGAAAAUAAUACAUCUAGUUUUAAAAGACUAUUUAAUAAACAUAUGUAGUAGUUUCAAAGUAUGUAUAUCAUUAAACAACAGUCGCUUAGGGAGAGGUGAAAUUUACACAAUUGUUACCCGGAGGAAAAUGAGGGAGUGUCAUGCUUUUUAGAUUUCAGUCAAGGUGAGGGUUUAUUAUUUUUACAUUUAGUUCAGGAAGUGUCAUGUAAUUUGCAAUCAAUCAAAUGUCACAUUGCUCAGGGUUUGAGAAUUAGUUGCUUAUUAUAUCUCAUGAUGCCCUUCCUCCCUGAUUCUCUGCUGGGUGUGCAAUAUCAAGUGUGCCAAGUGUAGUCUCAAUAAAAGGAUUGUUAAGUUCUGAACGAACAGAGGAGAAACUCGGAUUGACAACUCGUAAAAGCACACACCAGAUUUAUUCAACCUACUGGAUACGUCAGCUGCUAAUUCAACAUACAAGUCACACAAUGACAUAUUUAUACCUUCCAACUAGGCGGAGUCACCACUCACCACCUAUAAGGUAAACAAUCAGUCUAUUUCUCAGAGGACCUAAGUCUGUUCUUUUUACUGGUAUUGUCAUGGCCCUGCCUGUCCUGAGCAGCGUGAGCGGAGAGGUGUGUGAAAUAGGACUGUGGUUAGUGUCGUUGGGGUGGACCCCUCCGGCCCUCCUCCCAGAGGUUUCUUCUCUCUUCCAACAUGAUCCAUAGACUAUACUAUAGGCCUAGGCUAUACCAAGACCAUGCUCGGAAAAGAACAGUGCAAAGUUAUAUUUAUGAAAAAAUGUACUUUCUUUCCAUAGUUUGUGUACAGUGGCACUUCAGGAGGCGAGGCUGCAGAAAUACAAAGUAUCUGUGUGCGCGGACUAAGCCUACUGAGGUCCUGUUCAGUUUGAGAAGAUGAGGAAAACUAGAGCUAUGGCUAUAAUUGAUUUGAAUAAAAACAACGGUUAAUUGCUUUUUUUUGUUAUUGACCUCUCAAAUGAAACUGCUAUAUUUUUCUAUUUAUGCAAAUGCAUUUCAGCCAAUUUGUAUCUUUAAUAUAUGGCAGUUUCAUUCAAAGGGAGAAAGUUCCCUACUUUCUCCCUUUUCCACUUGCCUCUGAUUUUUGUGGUACUGCUGCAAUCAGUUUGUUGUAAAUUUGGAUUGAGAAGAUAUUCCUAUAUAUUUUCGACAACUGCAUAUGUGACAUAACUUCUCCAUUUCUAUUCAUAAUAUCAUUAAUAAAUAUAAUACCAUUUUUUUAAAAUCCAUAAAGAAUGUUUUUUUAUUAAUCCUUUAUAUUUGAGUUUAACCAUUACAUUUGUUGUAAUAUUUGUUCUAUCUUUUCUGGAGGAUAAAACUGAAAUUGUAACCAGCUUUGUAUUGUUUUUUUGAAGAAAGGGCGAUACUUUCAAGAAGUCGUAAUCUGUAUGAAGGCAAAAAAGCAAUUUUUGAACAAAGGGUGAGCAUUUCUUAAUAAUCUACUGGAGAACCAUUUUCGGUUUAAAUAUAACUUAUGUAUGAGUGAAGCUUUUAGUGAGAGGUUUAAAGCUUUAAUAUUUAAUAAUUGUAGCCCCCCAAACUCAUAUUCAUUAUAUAAAUAGGCAUGUUUAAUUUUGUCUGGCUUAGCAUUCCAAAUAAAAUGAAAUGUUUUUUGCUCAUAUGAUUUUAAAAACAAAUCAUCUGGAGUAGGCAAUACAAUUGGUAAGUAAAUUAACUGUGAUGGACCAAAGAGUAAAAUUACAUAGAUUUUCUGUAAAUAGACAAUGGUUGCAGAAUCUUAUCUAUUUUUGCUAACUUUCUAUUGAAAUUAAUUCUGUUAAAUUAAUUUAUAUUUUUUGAGAUGUGAAUACCAAGUAUGUCUACUUCACCAUCCACCCAUUUUAUUGGUAAACUACAAGGUAGUGUAAACAAUUUUUUAACGAUCCAAUACGUAAUAUGGUACACUUGUCAUAAUUAGGUUUUAAUCCAGAGAGGCUAGAAAAGGGAUCAAGAUCUUCAAUGAGACUGUGCAGGGAUCCAGAUUGCGGACUUAAGAAAAAACUAGAGUCAUCAGCAUACAUUGACACCUUUGUUUUAUCCCCUGGAUUUCUAACACCUUGAUGUUCUUAUUGGAUGUAAUUUUAAUAGCUAGCAUUUCAAUGGCCAUAAUAAAUAGGCAUGGAGACAACGGACAGCCUUGUUUUACUCCUCUUAAAAGCUCAAUACUUUCUGAGAAGUAACCGUUGUUUUCUAUUUUACAUCUGGGGUUGCUGUACAUAACUUUAACCCAUUGUAUAAGAGAUUCACCAAAAUUAAAGUAUUCUAUGCAUUUAUAUAUUAAUUGUACUUUAUCAAACACCUUUUCAAAAUCAGCUAUGAAGACCAGACCUGGUAUCUUAAAUGUUUCAUAAUGUUCAAUUGUUUCAAGUAAUUGUUGUAUAUUAUCUCCAAUAUAUCGUCCAUGUAAAGAACCUGUCUGAUUAGGAUUAACAAUAUCUGGUAUAACCUUUUUUAUUCUAUGCUAUUGCCUUUUGCCAGGAUUUUCACAUCACAACAUUGAAGUGUUAGAGGCCUCCAGUUUUUUAAAUGGACUGGAUCUUUAUACUUACCACCUGGGUCCUGUUUUAGUAGUAAUGAAAUCAGACCUUCUUGUUGAGUACCUGAAAGCCUGCCAUUUGUAUAAAAGUAAUUAAAACAUGCUAAUAAUGGAUCUUUGAGUACAUCAAAAAAGGUCUGAUAUCCCUCUACUGGUAAACUUUCAAGCCCUGGUGUUUUUCCAGACUGAAAAGAUUUUAUUGCCUCAAAGUUCCUCUUCUGUAAGUUGGCCUUCACACCGGUCUUUCUGUAAAUGUGUUAAUUUUACAUUAUUAUUAUUAUUCACUGGAAAUGGAGGAGACUGAAAAGAAAACAUAUGCUUAAAAUAUUUUGCUUAUUCUUCCAAAAUAUAAUUUGGUGAAUCAUGGAUAACGAGUUUCUGUAAAUUCUUUUUGGUUUUAUUUCCGUGUUGAAGAUUCAAGAAAAAUUGUGUGCAUUUUCCAUCCAAUUUACUUUAUUUUUGUAAUACAUUACACUUGAUUGUUCUUGAAUAAGUACCUCCAUUUCUUUUUGUUUUUCCACUAACAUAUUUUGUGCCUCUAUAAUACAGUUUACAUUACCAUCUA
Messenger RNA from Salmo salar (Atlantic salmon), 5778 nucleotides. RefSeq lists its product as uncharacterized. Lineage: Eukaryota; Metazoa; Chordata; Actinopteri; Salmoniformes; Salmonidae. The record is from RefSeq and is a predicted model, not a curated record.